AUGAACUGGAGCUGCAAAUGCAUCAACACAAACAACAGCGACAACACCAACAACGAAUGCAGCAAUAACGGUAACAACAUGGGCAGGAGUAGUAAAUACAUCACCACAAACAACAGAGACAACACCAACAACGAAUGCAGCAAUAACGGUAACAACAUGGACAGGAGCAGUAAAUGCAUCACCACAAACAUCAGCAGAAACAACAGUGACAUCACCAACACCGUAUGCAGCAGAAACGGUAACAACAUGGGCAGUAGCAACAAAUACAUCACCACAAACAACAGCGACAACACCAACAACGAAUGCAGCAAUAACGGUAACAACAUGGGCAGGAGUAGUAAAUACAUCACCACAAAGAACAGAGACAACACCAACAACGAAUGCAGCAAUAACGGUAACAACAGGGACAGGAGCAAUAAAUGUAUCACCACAAACAUCAGCAGAAACAACAGCGACAAAACCAACACCGUAUGCAGCAGAAACGGUAACAGCAUGGGCAGUAGGAACAAAUACAUCAGCAGAAACAACAGAGACAACACCAACAACGAAUGCAGCAAUACCGGUACCAUCAUGGACAGGAGCAGUAAAUGCAUCACCACAAACAUCAGCAGAAACAACAGCGACAAAACCAACACCGUAUGCAGCAGAAACGGUAACAACAUGGGCAGUAGCAACAAAUACAUCACCACAAACAACAGCGACAACACCAGCAAUGAAUGCAGCAAUAACGGUAACAACAUGGGCAGGAGUAGUAAAUACAUCACCACAAACAACAGAGACAACACCAACAACGAAUGCAGCAAUAACGGUAACAACAUGGACACGAGCAAUAAAUGUAUCACCACAAACAUCAGCAGAAACAACAGCGACAAAACCAACACCGUAUGCAGCAAUAACGGUAACAGCAUGGGCAGUAGCAACAAAUACAUCAGCAGAAACAACAGAGACAACACCAACAACGAAUGCAGCAAUAACUGUAACAUCAUGGACAGGAGCAGUAAAUGCAUCACCACAAACAUCAGCAGAAACAACAGCGACAAAACCAACACCGUAUGCAGCAGAAACGGUAACAACAUGGGCAGUAGCAACAAAUACAUCACCACAAACAACAGAGACAACACCAACAACGAAUGCAGCAAUAACGGUAACAACAUGGGCAGGGGCAACAAAUACAUCACCACAAACAACAGAGACAACACCAACAACGAAUGCAGCAGGAACAAUAACAACAUGGGCAGGGACAGAAAAUGCAUCAGCACCAAUAAAAGACACAACACCAACACCGUAUGCAGCAAAAACGGUAACAACAUGGGCAGUAGCAACAAAUACAUCACCACAAACAACAGAGACAACACCAACAACGAAUGCAGCAAUACCGGUAACAUCAUGGACAGGAGCAGUAAAUGCAUCACCACAAACAACAGCAGAAACAACAGCGACAAAACCAACACCGUAUGCAGCAGAAACGGUAACAACAUGGGCAGUAGCAACAAAUACAUCACCACAAACAACAGCGACAACACCAGCAAUGAAUGCAGCAAUAACGGUAACAACAUGGGCAGGAGUAGUAAAUACAUCACCACAAACAACAGAGACAACACCAACAACGAAUGCAGCAAUAACGGUAACAACAUGGACACGAGCAAUAAAUGUAUCACCACAAACAUCAGCAGAAACAACAGCGACAAAACCAACACCGUAUGCAGCAAUAACGGUAACAGCAUGGGCAGUAGCAACAAAUACAUCAGCAGAAACAACAGAGACAACACCAACAACGAAUGCAGCAAUAACUGUAACAUCAUGGACAGGAGCAGUAAAUGCAUCACCACAAACAUCAGCAGAAACAACAGCGACAAAACCAACACCGUAUGCAGCAGAAACGGUAACAACAUGGGCAGUAGCAACAAAUACAUCACCACAAACAACAGAGACAACACCAACAACGAAUGCAGCAAUAACGGUAACAACAUGGGCAGGGGCAACAAAUACAUCACCACAAACAACAGAGACAACACCAACAACGAAUGCAGUAAUACCGGUAACAUCAUGGACAGGAGCAGUAAAUGCAUCACCACAAACAACAGCAGAAACAACAGUGACAUCACCAACGCCGUAUGCAGCAAUAACGGUAACAACAUGGGCAGUAGCAACAAAUACAUCACCACAAACAACAGCGACAACACCAACAACGAAUGCAGCAGGAACAAUAACAACAUGGGCAGGGACAGAAAAUGCAUCAGCACCAAUAAAAGACACAACACCAACACCGUAUGCAGCAAAAACGGUAACAACAUGGGCAGUAGCAACAAAUACAUCACCACAAACAACAGAGACAACACCAACAACGAAUGCAGCAAUACCGGUAACAUCAUGGACAGGAGCAGUAAAUGCAUCACCACAAACAACAGCAGAAACAACAGUGACAUCACCAACGCCGUAUGCAGCAGAAACGGUAACAACAUGGGCAGUAGCAACAAAUACAUCACCACAAACAACAGCGACAACACCAACACCGUAUGCAGCAGAAACGGUAACAACAUGGGCAGGGGCAGAAAAUGCAUCACCAGAAAUAAAAGCCACAAAACCAACAACGAAUGCAGCAAUAAAGGUAACAACAUGGGCAGGAGCCGUAAAUGCUUCACCACAACAUCAGUAGAAACAACAGCAACAACACCAACAACGUAUGCAGCAAUAACGGUAACAACAUGGACAGAAGCAGUAAAUACAUCACCACAACAUUAG
Molecule: messenger RNA, 2742 nt
Organism: Liolophura sinensis
Lineage: Eukaryota; Metazoa; Mollusca; Polyplacophora; Chitonida; Chitonidae
Exons: 1
Coding region: 1-2742 (913 amino acids)
Source: RefSeq, a predicted model, not a curated record